Tribolium castaneum (red flour beetle) is the source of this 2353-nucleotide messenger RNA. RefSeq lists its product as uncharacterized. Gene Ontology annotation, molecular function: actin binding. The transcript is spliced from 8 exons. Lineage: Eukaryota; Metazoa; Arthropoda; Insecta; Coleoptera; Tenebrionidae. Bases 274 to 2217 code for a protein of 647 amino acids. The record is from RefSeq and is a predicted model, not a curated record.
GGUUGGGCGUCGUGAAACGUCACGACGCCUGAAAUAGCCAUCAGCUAUUUCGAACGCGAAUGCCACACUGGAAACGUGUGCGUGUUGCACUGAAAAACAACCGAAAUCGGCGAAAAAUUUUCGCAAUAGUGUUUUUCCGUGUUAGAGUGAGUGUUUUUCAGUGAUUUUUUGAGCAUUUUUCAGGCUCUUAGUGGCAUCCAUUAACCCUCAAAAAAUCCCUAAACCCGCUCUAGUAGUGUGAUAGUGCCACGUAGAGAUCAAAAAUAGGGAAUCAUGGUGUUCACAAAAGCCAUGCCUUCCGGCAACGACAGCGAAGCGAGCGGUUCGAACCCCGCCGCCCGUAAAACCUUCCGCCCCCCGUGGGUGAAGGAGGGCCCCAACCCCUUACCGGUCCCCCCAGCCCCCUGGACGCUCAAAAACACGCGCCGCGACAGCACCAAAGAAACACCCAGUGAAAACCCCUUAGCCGGAGUCCAGCUACGCAAAACCUCAGUCACCACCAAAGAGCCGCAAGAAAACGGCAAAGAAAACACUUUCAAACGACCACAACUGCGUCCAGUGCCACCAAAAGAAGAAACGAAACCGCCAAAAGAAACCCUACCGCCUGUCAAACUCAACAGUGUCACUGAACGACAAAAGAACGAAGCCAAAAAACCCCUGCAAAAAUCACCUUCGAGAGAUGAAGAAAUAGAUCGAGUUACACCAGUGACAAGAAACGCGUUAGUGAGAGAACAGAGCAUGAGGAAGCUUUCGCAAACGCCUGCGCCGCCCCCUAUGCCACCCCCAGCGCCUGCAAUGCCCGGAGCGAAGAAAAAUCUAACUUCUAAACAGAAGGAACAAUUGGAACAGCUCAAAUCACGGCCAAAAGUGAGACCCGAUUGGACCGCCAUGUUAAAAGAAAUCGAAAGUAAUAAAAAAUUGAAACAUGUAGAAUGCAACGAUCGGUCACAACCUCUCCUACCCAAAACUAAAGCUACUGAACAUUUUGUCUUCGAAAGUGAGAAAGAUAACGUCCAUAAUGAACUUUUGAAACAAAUCCAAGACGGUAUCCGUUUGAAGAAAGUCAAGACGAAUGAUAGGAGUAAACCAAUGUUGGAGGGUUUGAGGAAAUUUAGAAGACAGAUGACUAUAGAAGAGCAGAUUCAGAAAUCGGUCUCAAUGGCUAGUAUGCCACCGGAAGAAAUCGAAGAUGAAGUUGACGAAAUGGACGACAUUGAUAAAGUCCGUGACGACUUACAAAGCACCAAACAAAUGCUAGCCCUCGAGUUACGAAACAAGGAAGCCCAAAUCCGAGAAAACAAACGUUUACUUGCCAGAAUACAAAAUCUAGAAGCUGAGUUAGAAAAAGAACGAAACCGUGAUAAAUCCACAAACACCAGUGAUAAAUCAAGCGACGAAAAACUAAUCCAAUCGCUUCGAAAAGAAUCAGAACAGGCGCGAAAAACCUCCGAGGAAGUCGAGAAGAAAUUCGCCGAAGCGACCGAACAGUUAGACAACACGCGAUUCCAAUUAGAAGAACAGAAGAAACAGAACCAAAUCCUGGAGAAGAAGUUGCAAGAGGCCCUUCAGGGAAAACGAACAUCAAUCAGCAAAGACAUGGUCAACGGCGAAGAAAGCGAAGACGAAUGCUUCGCCGACGAAGAGAGCGAAGAGAGCGACGGCGAAGACACUGAAGAAAAACGCGAGAAACGCGCCCAACGCGAACUGAAGCAACUGCGAAACAAACUGCGCAAUUUCAAGAACAAGGAAGACAACGCGAAGAAAGAACGCGUCGCCUUGCGGGAAAUCAUGAAGAAGCACCAGAUCGCCAUCAAGGAGGAAAAGAAGAAAUACAAAGCGCUCCAGAAGGAAGUGGACAAGAUGGCCGCCUUGAUGAAAGACGUGAGCGACGACGAGGAAGAAGAGGAAGAGGAGGAAAGCGAAGAGGAGGUGGAAGAAGAGGAAGAGAGCAGCGAGGAGUCCGAGACGGAGGAAAGCGAGGAUGAUAGCGACUCCGAACGCAGCCAGAGCGAGCCUGAAGACGCCCCAAUUGAGAAGAAACGCGAAAAUCUCUCGGUUAGGGUCACCCGGCAUGAAAAAAUACUCGCAGCCUUGAAGAAAGGCAACCUGAUGAUGAAAACCAACGCGGAGCGGCUGCAGGACGAUUUGAACAAGCAGAAGGAGUUGACUGCGGGCUUGCAGGAGGACUUGGACUCGGUCCUGGCGGAACUGGGGUAAGGGGGCCGGGGGGCCCGCAGGGCCUGGGACAAAACGACGAUGUUUUUAACGUGCUUAGUUUAGGCGAAAUUGAAAUUUUUAUAUUAUUCAUGGACGAUGUAUUACUCAUGAGAAUAAAGUGUGAUCGCUUAAAUAA